AUGGCGUUUUACUCUGAGGACGACAAAGCAGAUGAUUACCUUUUUAAGAUUGUCUUAAUUGGUGACUCAGCUGUUGGGAAGUCGAAUUUGCUUGCAAGAUUUGCUAGAGAUGAAUUCUACCCCAAUUCAAAGUCAACAAUAGGGGUAGAGUUCCAAACCCAAAAGCUAGAUAUUAACGGAAAGGAAAUUAAAGCACAGAUCUGGGACACAGCCGGUCAGGAGCGAUUUCGGGCUGUAACGUCCGCAUACUACAGAGGUGCAGUUGGAGCUCUUCUGGUUUAUGACAUCAGUCGGCGCCAAACAUUUGAUAGCAUUGGCAAAUGGCUUAAUGAACUUCACACUCACUCUGACAUGAAUGUAGUAACAAUACUUGUCGGAAAUAAGUCCGAUCUCAAGGAUGCCAGAGAAGUACCAACAGCAGAAGGCAAGUCCUUGGCUGAGGCACAGGGUUUGUUCUUCAUGGAAACUUCAGCACUCGAUUCCUCCAACGUUGCUGCUGCCUUUCAGACAGUUGUCAAAGAGAUCUACAGUAUAUUAAGCCGGAAAGUUAUGAUAUCACAAGAACUCAAUAAACCGGUUGCUCCCGAGCUGGGAAAUAGAAAGACUGUGGUUUUAAAAGGAGAUGGGAAUCAAGAAGGCAGUGCAGGGACUAGAAAAGGAUGUUGUUCAUCUUAG
Molecule: messenger RNA, 675 nt
Organism: Dovyalis caffra
Lineage: Eukaryota; Viridiplantae; Streptophyta; Magnoliopsida; Malpighiales; Salicaceae
Source: the annotation of a GenBank genome assembly